Cavia porcellus (domestic guinea pig) is the source of this 3886-nucleotide messenger RNA. It is a transcript of the gene A3galt2, whose product is annotated as alpha 1,3-galactosyltransferase 2. Bases 2117 to 3130 code for a protein of 337 amino acids. Gene Ontology annotation, biological process: carbohydrate metabolic process. The record is from RefSeq and is a predicted model, not a curated record. Gene Ontology annotation, cellular component: vesicle; membrane; Golgi apparatus. Lineage: Eukaryota; Metazoa; Chordata; Mammalia; Rodentia; Caviidae. The transcript is spliced from 5 exons. Gene Ontology annotation, molecular function: hexosyltransferase activity.
GCCCCUUAGAGAAGGUCCAGAGCACCUCCUCAACAUUCCCAUCUCUCACCAUUCCCGUCUGGUAGGGAACACCUGGGCCAGAUUCUACCACCCUCCAACAGAUGCCUUUGGGGGGAGCUACCAGUGUCCAGAAGAGCCCCUGGGAUGGGUUUACGUCUCUGGAUUUUCCAGGCGUUUUUUAGGAUUAGAACAGGAGGUGACAGCCUUACAUAAAGGAGAAAGAAGGGCAUCUCAGGCCAAAGCAGUAUGGCAAGGGCAAGCACGGACACAGAAGUGCAGCUAAGUGGGCCCCAGCUGGCUGGGCUGGAUGAGCUGUGAGUUGUGGUCAGCAGUGACCAGGGAGGCUGUGUACUUGGGCCAGACACUGCCAAAGAUGAGCAUGUCCUCUGGUGUGAAGCAAAUCUCCAGGACAGGACAGAGAGGAAAGCACCUGCCUCACUUGCCUAGGUUUUUAAGGCAACUGUCAAGAAUGUGGGUUUCUUAAGCCAAGCGUGGUAGCUCACGCCUGUAAUCCCAGCACUCGGCAGGCUGAGGCAGGAAGAUCGCUGCGAGUGUGAGACCAGCCUGGGCUACAAAGUGAGCUCAAGGCCAACCUGAACUGCAUAGGGAGACCCUGUCUCAAAAAGACAAAAAAAAAAAAAAAAUGUUUCUCUACCUCACCCCACCUGUACUGGACCGGAACCUCAAAAGAAAGAUUAGGCAUAAUUUUUGAGAACCAGUACCUAGAUCUUGGUAACUCCUUUCUAAAGAACCUGUUAAAAUGCAACUACCACUGAGAGGAGGAGAAACUAACUGAUCUAUACCCAAGGGGACCACGGCCUGGCAAGCAAGGUGUUCCCUGGCAAGCAGGGAACCCUGGGAAAGUGGGAGGGCCCAGGCAGGCUUUGGGGAGACUGUAGACUAGAGAGCCCUAGGAGCUGACCUGGUGGCAGCAAGGGCAUCAUUCUCUUUGGCUUUCCUUUUCAAAAAGGAAUGUAGGAACACACUGAUCGCACAGCACUUUGGGCAGAUCUCAUCUAGGUCGAAGCCUCCUUAACUGGGAAAAAUGGAAACCAGGCCCCACCCAAGUUUUGUUUCUAAGUGUGUGACAGAGAGGGAGGAAACCAUGACUAUUAACACAGUGAAUAUGAGGGGCUGACUUGCACAGUAAGUACUCGGGGUUUUUUUCCUGCUUUGGGUGACAGGCCCCAACCUACUGCAAGUUUGAAGGGCCUGUCUUUAAAUACGCAUUUGUUUUUUUUUGUUUGUUUGUUUGUUUACUCUUCCAUGGAAGUUUACAAACCCUUGAUCAUGACUCAGUUUUACAAAGUAUUUCCCACCUUUGGUCCAUACAACAUUUCAUGCAUGCACUACCCCUGGGUAUAGAUCGGUUCUUUGCCUUUUCCUACUUUCAAGGUCUUGAUCAUGGUCCACUAAACUUCUUGACUCUGGUGGGAUACCACUUGCACGUUUUUGUGGUUUUUGUUUUCUGAGACAGGAUCUCACUAUUAAUUCAGGCUGACCUCAAACUCUACAUCAGUCCUCCUGCCGUAGCCUCCCUAGUACUGGGAUCACAGGAAUGCACCACCAUGCCCAGCUGCCAUUUGCACCUUUAAGAAACUUGCCCAGUGUGAGCUUCACAAAAUUUCCACAGCCCUGAUCUUAUCCAGCUCACUUGUCCUACAGUGUGUACCCUACUUUACUGAGGAGUGAACUGCCCAAGGCUGCAGUGUCCAUCCAGUGCUCUUCAGCUCCCCCUGGGGCUCUGUGGAACAGGACUUUCCCUGACACACACUCUAGCCUGAGGACUUUCUGAAAUGACUGAACUGGAGCUCAGUGGCCACUGGAAAGAUAAGAGAAGUUAAAUACAAACCUGGCCAGCUCAGACCCACUUCCUCCUGCUGAUUGGCCAAGGAGGGUCAGCUUCCUCCAGGAGGCUCCGCCCCCUGCAGGUGCCUUGCUGGGCAGUCCACUUCUGCUUGUUUAUGUGGAUGUGGUUCCUGAAGUGAGGGGCAGGAAGGAGCUGCUUUGUUCCAGUCACCACCACUGGAAACAGUUAUUUCUUUGCUGACAGCAGAGAAAGCAUUUUUCUUUGUUCAGUAGAAUUUGUAGAAGGCUGUUCCAUUGGCUGCUUCCUAUGGCCCUCGAGGGACUCAGGGCGAGGAGAACAUUCUGGCGGACGACUGUACUUUCACUUGGCCUCUUAGUCCUGCUCCUGUACUGGUUCCCUGUCAGGAAUCUGGAUCUCUUAAUCCCCAUGGGUGUGUGCCCUUCAGCCACAAUGGUCCUGCUGAGAGACAACUUCACAGGUGUCCUUCGACUCUGGAACCGGCCUAAUGUCCUGACCUGUACCUCCUGGAAGGCCCCCAUUAUUUGGGAUGGCACCUUCAACCCAGAUGUAGCCCAGCGAGAGGCUAGACGGCAGAACCUCACGAUUGGGCUGACUGUCUUUGCAGUAGGCAGGUACCUGGAGAAGUACCUGUCACACUUCCUGGAGUCGGCCGAGCAGUACUUCAUGGUGGGCCAGCGCGUUGUCUACUACGUGUUCACCGAGCAGCCCGCUGCGGUGCCCCGCGUGGCACUGGGCCCGGGCCGCCAGCUGCGCGUGGAGCCGGUGAUGCGUGAGCGGCGCUGGCAGGAUGUGUCGAUGGCGCGCAUGCGCACGCUGCAUGAGGCGCUGGGCGGGCGGCUGGGCCGCGAGGCGCAGUACGUGCUCUGCAUGGACGUGGACCAGCAUUUCAGUGGCCCCUUCGGGCCGGAGGUGCUGGCCGACUCUGUGGCACAGCUGCACGCCUGGCACUACCGCAGGCCGCGGUGGCUGCUGCCCUUUGAGCGCGAUGAGCGCUCGGCCGCCGCGAUAGCGUUCGGCGAGGGCGACUUCUACUACCACGCGGCCGUGUUCGGGGGCAGCGUGGCGGCGCUGCGCAGGCUGACGGCGCACUGCGCGCGAGGCCUGCAGCUGGACCGCGCGCGCGGCCUCGAGGCGCGCUGGCACGACGAGAGCCACCUCAACAAGUUCUUCUGGCUGCACAAGCCCGCCAAGGUGCUGUCGCCCGAGUUUUGCUGGAGCCGGGAUAUUGGCAGGCGGGCGGAGAUCCGCCAUCCGCGCCUGUUCUGGGCGCCCAAGGAGUACGCAGAGGUGCGCAACUAACGCCAUCGCGGGGCCGGCCCAGUCAACCAGGACGCAUGGAGUCGGGUUUACAGGAGGGGAAGACGCUGUGACCAGUUCCAAGGAGGCCCUUCUGGAAGCUGCGCAGCAGGCUGUAGGCCGAGGAAAUGUUGGCUGGAAGGACCCACAUGCCUGUCUCUCACCUUCACAGGCGGUCAAACUGCAGCAGCAACAGGACCCGGGGCAGGCAAUCUAUGGAUCUUUGACGUCUGACCUUACUGAAUUUGGUUGAUGUGGCCUGACUGAAUAGUUUAGCUUCAUCUCUUUUAAGCCAGGAGCCCGUGAUACAGAGGGAUGUGCCUUCCAGACACUGCCAGGAGCCCGUGAUACAGAGGGAUGUGUCUUCCAGACACUAUCAUCAACUCAUCCUGGUGUCAGCAAUGGAGAACCAGUCCAGCUGCUGGAGGGAGCAUGAACCAGAGGGAGAAACACAGAAAGCAUCCCUGACGUGGACUCUUUUUACCUCUCUUGCCCAUAAGCAGGGAGAACGUAUAUAUUUAUCUUGAGUAAUUUUAUUAUUUCAUUGGUACUGGGAACCAAACUCAGAGGCAUUCUGCCACUAUGCUACAUCCUCAGGUCCUUUUUUACUUUUUACUUUGAGAUACAGUCUCACUAAGUUGCCCAGGCAGGAUUUGAACUUGCAGACCUCCUGCCUCAACCUCCCAAGGUGCUAGGUUCACAGGCAUAUGCCACUGUGCCCUUUUUUGAGUAAUCUCACAAUAAAUUGUUCCGACAUUA